AUGUCGUUCCUUCGCUUCCUCGAGCUGCGCAAUCGAUGGAUCACGAAUCCUGCACCUGGUGGCCCCUCUCUUCGACUGUCAUCGUCGGACCAGAUGGGUGCGCGACUCUCCUCGACCGACGCCAUCCUCGGCCACAAUGGAGGAAAUGGCGAUGAGGGCGAAGAGCUCUUCACCUUCGAACCAUCCUCGUUCACGUCCGUUGGCUCGCCGUCAUCGAGCCUGCUGGCCUCAUCGCCGCACGAGCACCGGCAGAUGCAGGAGUUCUUCACCCUGCUCGAGCAGAGAAAGAAGAUGCAGCUCAAGGAGCUGGCCAACCGCAAGGGCAGCCAAGAGCACGAUGACGAGAGGAGAAAGAGGAAGCCGGGCUGGGGCCAGGCCAUCGGAGUCAUCACCAGCGGAGGCGACGCUCAGGGCAUGAAUGCCGCCAGAGGCGCCAGGGUGUACGCCAUCUGCGAGGGCUACAAGGGCCUGCUCGACAACGAGAUCGUCGAAAUGACCUGGGGCGACGUCUCCGGCAUCCUCGCGCAGGGAGGCACGGUGAUUGGUACCGCGCGAUGCGAUGAGUUCAAGGAGUGGGAGGGAAUGAAGAAAGCCGUCCGCACGCUCAUCCACCACCGAAUCUCCAAGCUGGUGGUCGUCGGCGGUGACGGCUCGCUCACGGGUGCCAAUCUCCUUCGAGAGCGCUACCCGAAGCUGGUGGACGAGCUCGUGGCGGAGGGCAAGGUCAAGCGAGAGCACGCCGCCGAGCAGCUGCUCAUCAUCGGCCUCGUGGGCUCGAUUGAUAACGACAUGUGGGGCACGGACAUGACCAUCGGCGCCGACUCGGCACUGCAUCGCAUUCUCGAGGCCAUCGACGCCAUCUCGUCCACGGCGGCCUCGCACAAGCGGUCCUUCGUCGUCGAAGUCAUGGGCCGGCACUGCGGCUGGCUGGCGCUGAUGGCUGGUCUCGCGACCGGUGCCGACUACGUGCUGGUCCCCGAGUCGCCGGUGGCCAACUGGCAGCGUCACAUGUGCGAACGAAUCGAUCAGGGCCGCAGCUCCGGCAGGAGGUCGAGUAUUGUGAUUGUAGCCGAGGGCGCCAUUGACAUCGAUGGCAAACCCAUCAAAUCUGAUGACGUCAAGCGCGUUCUCGACACUGAGCUGGGCCACGAUACGCGCGUCACCAUUCUGGGCCACGUACAGCGCGGCGGCACGCCCUCGGCCUACGAUCGGAUCAUGUCCACGCGACUCGGUGCGGAAGCAGUUGACGCACUGUUCUCCGAAGACGCGGCCAACAUGGAGUCGCGUCUCAUCUGCACAUCCGGCAGCUCCAUCGUCCUCAAACCGCUCAUGGAGUGCGUCGCUCGGACCAAGGAGGUGGCGCGCUUGAUUGAGGCCAAGAAGUACAAUGAGGCUCGUGCGAUGCGAGGUCAGCAGUUCAUCGACUCCCAGGCGGCCUUCGUCACCUUCGCCCGACCCAAGCCCCACUUCCACGCUCCCUCGAACACGGCCCCGCACAUCGCUGUAAUGCACGCGGGGGCGUCGUCGCCCGGCAUGAACACGGCCGUCCGCGCCGCAGUCCGUCUGGCCCUCGAUAAAGGUUUUCGCGUGUUCGCGGUCUACGAGGGUUUCGAAGGUCUGGUGCGCGGCGACGUGCGCGAGGUCGAUUGGAUGACGGUCAACGGCUGGUCCUCCAUCGGAGGCUCCCUCCUCGGCACCUCGCGAGCGGCCCCCAAGGGCAAACCCGAGCUCCAGAAGAUCGCCGAUGUUCUUGAAAGGUUCAACAUCGACAAUCUUCUCAUUAUCGGCGGCUGGGAGGCUCUCGAGGGCGUGAUGCUGCUGGACAAGCGAAAGGAGAAGUUCCCCAAGCUGGGACUCACGAAGAUCCUGAUCCCGGCGACCAUCAGCAACAACCUGCCCGCCACCGAAUUCUCCAUCGGCUCGGACACCUCCCUCAACAACAUCCUCGAAGCCAUGGACAAGAUCAAGCAGGCACCAUGUCCACCUCCGUCUUCCCGCAUCACCGUAAUUAGCGCUAUCACUGUAGGUCGAGUGUUUGUGGUGGAGGUGAUGGGCGCCUACUGCGGUUACCUGGCCCUCAACGCCGCGCUAGGCGCCGGUGCAGAGACCGUGUACCUGCCCGAGGAGGGCAUCACCCUCGACCUCCUCAAGGACAACAGCCUCGAGCUUGUCCAACGGUUUGCGCACAAGAACAAGUCCAUGGCGGGCGGCAUGGGCCUGAUCGUCAUCAACGAGAAGGCCAACAAGGUGUACAACACCAACUUCGUGGCCUCGCUCUUUGAGGAAGAAGGCAAGGGCAGUUUCUCGGUGCGCAAGGCCGUGCUUGGCCAUCUGCAGCAGGGCGGCGAUCCCUCUCCCAUCGAUCGUAUUCGAGCCGUACGCAUGGCGGCGGAGGCCAUCGAGUUCAUCGGCCGCGCUGCCGCGACCGCCACGCCUUCCGCUCCGCAUCCCAGUGCGGUGGUCGGAGAAAUCGCGGGCGAGACGCUGACGACGCCGCUGGAGCGGGUCCUGCCCAUGAUCGACGUCGCGCGUCGUCGGCCGAUCGACCAGUGGUGGCUCUCCCUCCGCGAGUGCUUCCACCUCCUCGCCGUGCCCGAGGCCUUCAACUCCUCCACCGCCGCCACCCACUCCGCCGCCACCCAUUCCUCAUCCUCAUCGUCUUCUUGA
Messenger RNA from Acanthamoeba castellanii str. Neff, 2667 nucleotides. Its product is annotated as 6phosphofructokinase. The transcript has 19 exons. Gene Ontology annotation, molecular function: identical protein binding; AMP binding; 6-phosphofructokinase activity. The record is from RefSeq and is a predicted model, not a curated record. Gene Ontology annotation, biological process: canonical glycolysis; fructose 6-phosphate metabolic process; fructose 1,6-bisphosphate metabolic process. Gene Ontology annotation, cellular component: 6-phosphofructokinase complex; cytoplasm. The coding region runs from base 1 to 2667 and encodes 888 amino acids. NCBI's taxonomy places the organism in Eukaryota, Discosea, Longamoebia, Acanthamoebidae.